Molecule: messenger RNA, 1211 nt
Organism: Carassius gibelio (silver crucian carp)
Lineage: Eukaryota; Metazoa; Chordata; Actinopteri; Cypriniformes; Cyprinidae
Exons: 5
Coding region: 240-1028 (262 amino acids)
Source: RefSeq, a predicted model, not a curated record
AAGUAUUAAGUAAGUCAUGAUGGCAAUGGCAGAAACUAGCAGUACCUCUGUCCUUACCUUAUAUUGAUGAUCGAUUGUAUACAGUUCAAGAGUAAUGUGUCUUCUAAAAUAAUCUUAAUGAAACGGGUUAUGGCUCAUUUUCUUGCAUUGUUUUUCAUUAAAUGAAAUUUAUUUAACAGUACUGAUGUUUCUAAUACAUCAGUGGGUGUACUGUAACUAAUUAAUGUGUGUAAUAACUAAUGAAGUUUAAUAACUGCUUUUGUUCAUUUCAGGUGCUGAAACUUGAGGCUGUCGGAUACAAGCCAAUUUUAUUUAUUGGGAAACAGGACAAAAGGGCUUCAAAUAAGUGGGUGGCAGAUAUUAUCACGCAUCUGCACCCCACUCCUGUCACCAAAGUGUUUUUGGAGAAGAUGCGGAGGGCUUAUGAGUUUAUCUUAACAAAAGCAACCUCCACAGCCCAGCAGCCGGAGAGCGUCCCCGCGGAGUGGCCGGAGAGCGUCCCCGCGGAGCACCCGGAGAGCGUCCCCGCGGAGCGGCCGGAGAGCCUCACCAAGCAGCCUGAAACUGUAUUUCUUCUCAAUCUUGUUCCUGUGUCUUGCUCGCUCUCUCCAACCUCUCUCUGUCCUCCUUCCUCUGCUACUUCUACAACUGUUCUUCCCUCACUUUCUUCCCCUCUUCCACCUCCACUGCGGCAGAGGAAAAGAAGGUUAAACACUUUUACCGCGUCAAACUCUACCACCCCUGUCUCUACUCCAUAUCCAUCUGCCUCUUCCAUUUCCAAGCCUUUGAGUCAGGAGGUGCCACUGGUAAAGAACAGAAGAAAAGGUUGUCAAAAAUGUAGUAGGCAGAAGGUUUUCCUUUUUGAUAAAAUAACUGGGGAACGAAUAAAUGAGGGGAAAGCUGAAUUGAAAGUUCACUGGUUGCCUUGCACUGUGUGUGGCAAAACCUGGGAUGACACAUGGGAGCCUGCGAGUGAAUUCCAACACAUUGUGCCAAAGUCGCCACAUCCCAACCAGCUUUCAGCAUGACAACAUAGUCACCAUAGACACCUGGACUCAUCAAGCACCCUUCAAUGCAGUUCAUUUUUGAGUGUUUUUUCUUGCUGUUUGUUCUUCAGUAAAGUUUUUGCACAGUACCCAGUCUCUUUUAGUGUUUAGUCUCUUACAGUUGUCUUUUUAAAAAACUUUUUGCAUUGGUCUUGAACUGCUUAA